This is a messenger RNA of Lotus japonicus, 1617 nucleotides long. Its product is annotated as LOB domain-containing protein 16-like. Gene Ontology annotation, cellular component: nucleus. NCBI's taxonomy places the organism in Eukaryota, Viridiplantae, Streptophyta, Magnoliopsida, Fabales, Fabaceae. Gene Ontology annotation, biological process: positive regulation of DNA-templated transcription; hormone-mediated signaling pathway. Bases 294 to 932 code for a protein of 212 amino acids. The transcript is spliced from 2 exons. The record is from RefSeq and is a predicted model, not a curated record.
AUAAAUGUCCCCUUAGAACCCUACACAUGUGCCUCCCAUGUCGGCUGUUCACAUUUCUUAUAAGACACUUCCCUCUCUUUCUGUCCCUUGUUGCCAAAUCCCAAUGCCCCUCUUAGCUUAACCACUUCAUCAUCUUCCUCACCACACCAUCUCCUAGUGUACCCGUGUGCCUCACUUCUUUCAGUUUCACACGUACAUAAUAAUAUUAUACACAACCAAGCACACCCUUUCAUUUCUAAAUCCAAGCUAAGCUUCCUAUCACUCUCUCUCUCUCUCUCUCUCUAGAUAAGACUAUGGCUUCUUCAACUGGAAGUGGCUCUGGUUCUGGAUCUCCAUGUGGGGCAUGCAAGUUCCUUAGAAGAAAGUGUGCAUCUGAUUGCAUCUUUGCACCUUAUUUUUGCUCAGAACAAGGACAAGCCAAUUUUGCAGCCAUUCACAAGGUGUUUGGUGCUAGCAAUGUUUCCAAGAUGCUUUUGCAUAUACCAGCUCGUGAUCGUUGUGAAGCUGUUUUCACAAUCGCUUAUGAAGCUCAAGCUCGUGUCAGGGACCCUGUUUAUGGCUGUGUCUCCCAUAUUUUUGCUUUACAACAACAGGUAGGGUGCUUGCAGGCACAACUGAUGCAAGCCAAGGCACUGCUAGCUCAGAACCUGAUGGAUUCAUCAAGGAACUUAGGGAAUCAGUGGUCAGGGAAUGUUGCUGGACAACCACCACUCAAUCAAUUUUGUUCAACUUAUACCAUGAACCCUCCAAUAUCUCCUCAGAGCUCGCUUGAGUCAAUUGAUUAUAGCAGCAUCAAUGAUGGAAUGAGCUGCAAUAUGCAAGAUAUCCAAAGCAGAGAGGAUUUCUCAUCCCAAGCUUGUUCUAAGAUCAGAUCAUGUAGCAAUGACUUGAGUGAGCUGCAAGAACUUGCUUUCAAGAUGAUGAGAAACUAAAACUAGGAUAUAGAUAUAAAAUUAAAACUAGUCUUGUCUAUGUUAUCUUGAAGGAUUUAGGCCCCGUUUGAAAAAACAGCUUAAUUAAGCGCUUAUGGUCCUAAGCGCUUAUGACAUAAGCGCUUAUUCAUAAGCUAUUUUUAAAAAUUUAUUAAAUUAAAUUAAAAAUAAGCUGUAUAUAAGCAUAAGCUGUUUUUCAUAAGCUAUCCUGAGUAGCUUAUGAAAAUAAGCUGAAAAGAGCUUAUGACAGGCCAUAAGCUGUUUGCAUAAGCCCUUCCAAACACUGGCAUAAGAGCUUAUGCUAUCAGAUAAGCUCAAAUAAGCUCUUCCAAACUGGGCCUUAAUCCCUUGAUGUUGGGGAUGCUCUUUGCCUGGAGAUAGAAAUGCUUUGUUCCUAUUUAGUGUCUCAUUCUAUAUUUCACCAAUCAAAUUGUAUCACAUGAGAGUAUGAUAAUUACAACCUUACGAUAGUGAUUUUUAAAUGACAUGAUACAAAUGAGACACCAAUGGAAAACACAGCAUUUCAAUCAAUUUCCCCACCAGUGUUGUAUAUACAUAGAAUGUCAACAAGAAAACUUGCCAAUAAAUGAUUAAGUCCCAUCUAUGUGUUAGGCUUUCUUUUAAUAGAUUCAAUAAUAAAAAAUAUUAACUUUUGCAGACUGGCAACUGGCCUAACAAAGUCUCA